Dictyostelium purpureum is the source of this 543-nucleotide messenger RNA. RefSeq lists its product as uncharacterized. The transcript has 3 exons. NCBI's taxonomy places the organism in Eukaryota, Evosea, Eumycetozoa, Dictyosteliales, Dictyosteliaceae. Bases 1 to 543 code for a protein of 180 amino acids. The record is from RefSeq and is a predicted model, not a curated record.
AUGAAAAAUAAACAAUUAUUAAAAAUAAAAGAAUAUAAAAAAUCAAAUAAAUACUGGUUAGAAAAGUCUGAACUCAAUGAUGAUUUAGAAUAUGAAAAUGAUAGUAUAUUUUUUUCAAAAUCAAAAUCAUUGAAAAGAAAAAAGGAAAAGAGUUAUGAAAACGAUAAUCUUCCAAAAUACAGUCCAGAUAAGCCAUAUUAUGAAAUUUUUGUCGAUGAAGUAGUCACUAAAACCAUUUAUGUAACCGAUUUUGACAUUUGCUGUUGUGAUAUAAAUAAAAAAAGCUACUAUAAAAUUCCCCUUACUAUUGGAAAAUUUUCAAUAAUAGAUCUGUUUGAUGCACCGGAUGAGGAAGUAGUACUAAAGCCACCCAAACCAGCAACUCCAGUAUCACCAUCAUCAACUGAUAAUAACUACAAUCAAGAUAUAAAAAAAAAGAAGAAUAAAGAAAGAUCAAUUAUUGAUAGUGAACAUAAAUUAAUUUCAGCAGAUUCAACACCACAAUCAUCACCAUCAAAUUCAGCACCACAAAAGAUUACUUAA